Molecule: messenger RNA, 1681 nt
Organism: Cicer arietinum (chickpea)
Lineage: Eukaryota; Viridiplantae; Streptophyta; Magnoliopsida; Fabales; Fabaceae
Source: RefSeq, a predicted model, not a curated record
UCUCAAUAGAGAGAUUAGAGAUUUUAUUUUACUGUCCCACACAGAGUAGUGAUACGCAAGUUUUCACUGAUAAUGGUUCAAAAAAUUGACACAGAAUUGGAACACGGAAAAUCUGAAGAAAAAGAAGUUGGUGCCCUAGAAAAAGAUAAGAACAAUAAUAAUAUUAAUAAUGUAACAAAUGUUGAAUUCCAUGUUUCAAUUUCAGAACCAAAAGAACAAAAUUUGGAUCUGAAGGCUGAAACUGAAAACAAAGGAAUUGAACAAAAUCCAGUGUGUUGGAGAGAUGAGGAGGAUGUGGAAGUUAAUAUAAUUGGGAAUUCUGGUUUAAAAAGUGUGGAAGAUAAUUAUGUUGAUCUCGAUGAAACAGAGAGUUCGAGCUCGAGUUCUUUUGGUGAUACAGGAUCUGGUUUAGAUACUGGUUCUGAUUCUGCAUUUAGUGAUUCUGAUGAGGUUCAAUCGCCGGUUAGUGAGGAGUGGAAUGAGCUACGUCGAUUGAGAAAGAAAAAAGUGACUGCUCAUUGGAGGAAAUUCAUCUGUCCUAUAAUGUGGCGCUGUAAAUGGAUAGAGUUACAACUUAGGAAACUUAACUAUCAAGCACAGAAAUAUGAAAAAGAGCUUGCGGCAUAUGAUCAUAAAAAACAGCUUGAUCUUUUGAAGUAUGCAGUAGAUGGUUUUGCUGUCAAGUCAGUACCUAAAUCUGAGGGAACUCAAAAGAAUAAAGUGAUGAAGAGAAAGAAAAGAAAGAGAGUUGAAGAAUGUGAUCCAUCAUCAUAUAUGUCUAAGCAUUGUUUAUUCUCUUACUAUGAGAAUAAAGACCAUAAUCACGACGCUCCUGUGAAUGAUAUUGGUGAUGAUGUCGCGAGUAGUGAUGAUAAUGCUGGGGAGUUCAAGUUGAGUGAUAUGUGGUCUUCUGUAGAUCAACAUGAAGAUAAUGAUAAUUCCAUGAUUGAAAUCAUUGAAAAGGCUGAAGAGUUGCUGUUGCAAGUUGAGAAUUUGAAAGCUCGGAUUGAUAAUGUGAUUAAGGAAAAUCCAGGUAAGUUCUGUUCUGUAACUCAAUUGAGCAUUAUUGGGCCAUCUGAUGGAUUUAACCAUUCUGUUCAUAAUUCUGAGUUACUUUUCACUGACGAUACAUUAUCUACUUGUGUAGGGAUAGCUCGUUUCAUUGAAACAACCAAUAGGACCCAUCUUGAGGUUCCUGGAGAAAAUACCAAGGCUAAAGUUACACAAAAUCAGGCAGCUAAAGAAGAGUUGCUUGUGGAGAAAUCCAAGGGUUCAGUUGAAGAGCAGAAAUCCAUUUCUGCAGCUCAAGUUUCAGACUCUGACAUGGCCACUGAGAAUGUUGUACGCGACGUUCAUUCUAGGAAACCGUGUUCAACUUCCAAGUCACAUUUCACAAGGAGGGUAAGGAAGAAAUCUGGCCCUUAGAGUAUAGCAAGAGAUAAUUGGUUGCAUCGAAUAUACUGUGGAUGCAAUGAGUUGCAAUAUACAUCAUAAUGUGUAGAGUAUGGCUGAGUAGAUGAGUUCAUUUAUACAUUAUGUGAAUAUGCAGAGCAUGCUUUUACUUCAAGGAAAGCUUUUAUUUUUAUUUAUUAGAGAAAUCUUAUUCAAGGGAGUGUACUGUUUCUUGAUGUACUUGGGGAUUAUCACUUCAUUAACUGAAUGAAUUUUUUUUUAUUCUCCA